AUGCGUCCCCUCCGCUUCUUACUGCUACUCUUCUUCUUCGUCGCUCUACCUGUGGCACUGACCUUUUGGUCAUUACUGGCUGCAAGUGCAAAUGCUGUCGAUUCGUUUCAGCCCGGUUUCGACACCAAAUCUGGCCGCCUCAGGGCUUUCUUCUCGUUCUCGACCCCCUCCUCCCUAUUCCCGCCUUCUGCGGUUAUCAGCCUCACCAACGACAACUCAACCUUCUUCCUAGCCAGACCCGCUGCUUUCGGUCCCAGCCUUCCGUCAAAGGGUCUAAGUGGUCAGUUAUGGGUCGGAAAAGGUUUCGGAGACGAUGCUCUGCUGAAAGAGGAGAACAUUCAAGUGGCGGGAUGGGAAUUGGGUUGCUCAGACGUCCCAGGGUGGGCUGAAGAGAAGGCAAAGAGCAUCAAGCACCUGCCCGCAGUCGACCAAAGCCAGCCCAAGACUAAAGCACCGCGAAGCAUAGACAACGAUCGAUCAGGCCGUGACGACGCCGAAUCCCUGUCGGACGAGAGUUUCCCUGAAGACGACGGAACCGACGACUAUUUACACCAUCCUCUACCUGACUCGAACCCUGCAACACCCGGCGAACCAGGCGAUCCUGCCAACGCCGAUCUUUCAGACAAGAAACAGGCCACCCAUGCCGACAUCGAGUCAUUGCAGGAGAGUGCCGACAUUGCAGGCAAGAUUGUCAUGCUGAGCCGUGGCGGCUGCGGAUUCUUGGAGAAAGUCAAAUGGGCUCAACGCCGUGGCGGUAUUGCCCUGAUUGUUGGCGACAAUGAGAAGGGAGCGCAAUUGACAAUCAUGUACGCCAAGGGUGAUACGUCGAAUAUAACAAUCCCUGCACUAUUCACUUCGUACACAUCAGCGCAUCUCUUAUCUUCGCUGGUCCCUCAAGAAGAUCUUGACGACGAAGAUGCCAAAUCCAAGGCACAUGAUAAGGCUACGACUGUCAAUUCUGGUGCAGACCAGAAACAGCAUGCGAAUCAGCCCAUCUUCACGUCCACAAAACCCGGAGCUACGAAACCGACUGCAGCUGCAUCCGAGGAGGAGCCUGAUGAGAGCUGGGUGAAGAACGUUCUCUCGGUCGUGGGUUUGGGAGAUAACUCGCCAUUCUCUCAACACGAGGACAGCCGUCGUCCCCCUAGCAGUGGCAACAUCGAUUGGGUCCUCCUGGAAGACUGGAAGGAAGAGGCUCGCCCAGAUCUGAAGGACAGUAAGAACACAGCGACUGGUGUCGCCACAGCCGCCUCUUCCACGCUCAAGGCAAAGUCAACGAGUUCCAAACGGACUGGAGCGGAUGAUUUUGUGAUUGGAGUGCAAGACUGGCGAGACACUGAUCUCGUAGCACCGAAACCCACCACCACCUCACAGAACGCUCUCGAAGAGGCUGGUAAGGGCAUGCCUACGGAUUCCGCAAGCUCGGCGAAAGCUUCAACCAGUCCGGAUGCAACUCUGAAAGGUGGUAGCAUCACUCCCGGCAGUGGAGAAUACGAUCAUGAAAAGUCGGAGCAUCUGAAUCGCUUCCAGCGAGGCCAUGCGCAGUCGAAUCGGAUACCUGGCAGUUCUGGCAUUCGUCAAAGCCAAGAAAAGGGCUCAUGGUUCCAUGUUUUCCGCUCUGGCCACGGAAAGAAAGAAGAUUCGCAAGACAAUGUACUUCUGAAUGAAAAGGAUAAUCAGGGAAAGGAAAAGAGCUCGAAAUCACCUUGCCCGGACGAUGAGCAUGACCAACCUGGUCUAUGGGUCACCCUCACACCCACAAGUGUUUCUGCUAGUCCAUUCGUCGACACACUUCUGGUCCUAGUGGUCAGUCCACUAGUCACGCUGACAGUGGUUUAUACCCUUCUGCUUCUCCGCUCACGGAUUCGACGUCGAAGAUGGCGUGCACCAAAAUCCCUAGUCGACCGACUACCGGUUCGCACUUAUCACACUAUGAGCACGACUUCGUCCACCACGUCUUCGCGGGUGGAAUCUCCAGAUGCUUCUUCACCUACUUCGCCACUGCUUAUCUCCCCGAGCCACAAUAUGUCUCAACGACCUCGGCCGCGCUCACAGACCACCACGGGCAUUUUUGCUGGUGGAAGUGUAGAAAGUAACCUUUCACAGUCUCGAAGCCCGCACACAGAAAAGCACACUGCAAAGCCGGCGAAACGGAAGCGCUACACAGGUCGACAAGUUGAAUGCGUGGUAUGUCUUGAAGAGUACGUGGACGGCGAAAGUCAAGUCAUGUCCCUACCAUGUGGGCAUGAAUUUCACGUCGAUUGUAUCACGCCUUGGCUUGUUACAAGGAGACGGACCUGCCCCAUAUGCAAGGGAGAUGUUGUGAGGAGUAUGGCGAGACAGGGAAUGCAGCGGUAUGAUGACGACGAGGAAGAGGAUGACGAUGAUAUUGGCCGCGACAGUCUCGAAAUCGGACGGAGGGAAGGUGAAAGCACGAGUGACGACGUCCAAAACCGUGUGGCUCAAACAGUGAACCAGGAACCAAGUGCAGCGAUUCCGAUUCCAUCAUUGAGUAGGGAAGACGAGGAUGUGGAACGAGGGCAGGACCCAGACGUACCGCUUUCGGGCGGAUCAGAAUCACUGAGCUCAGAAUCAACUAUAACCCCCCAGAGACUGCGUCAAGACCAUAGAAGAGGGACGGAGCGGCGCCGGGAUCGAGAAGGACAAUCCAUGUGGAGAAAUAUGGUCUCUGCAAGUGUUGGCCGGCUCAGUGGAGAUACAUUAUGGAGACAAACGCCUGCGGACCGGAGUCGGUGA
Molecule: messenger RNA, 2757 nt
Organism: Fonsecaea multimorphosa CBS 102226
Lineage: Eukaryota; Fungi; Ascomycota; Eurotiomycetes; Chaetothyriales; Herpotrichiellaceae
Exons: 1
Coding region: 1-2757 (918 amino acids)
Molecular function (GO): zinc ion binding
Source: RefSeq, a predicted model, not a curated record